Mizuhopecten yessoensis (Yesso scallop) is the source of this 840-nucleotide messenger RNA. RefSeq lists its product as uncharacterized. Bases 40 to 642 code for a protein of 200 amino acids. NCBI's taxonomy places the organism in Eukaryota, Metazoa, Mollusca, Bivalvia, Pectinida, Pectinidae. The record is from RefSeq and is a predicted model, not a curated record. The transcript is spliced from 2 exons.
AGCAUUCCUCUAAAAUUAUCACAAACACCUUAAGCUAUUAUGUCAAGUAAGUUGCAUCUGAAGACAAAGAUGGUAGAACAGAAUAUCUGCCGAUCUGUUUCUAUGGACAGUUUGUUAAUUGAGGGUGAUAGUGAACUAAUGAGUCAAUUUGUACAUUUCUAUACCGAGAGAAUCGCAACCAGAGAGAGGUUAAGGAAUAUUAUGAGGAUUAAUCUAUCCAGACCUGAAAAUAUCAAAAAGACGUUCCUGGACACAGCCAUGGAUACGCUUCGUAAAGAAAUGGCGGCAAUGAUGGACUACGACCUGUCACUUACCAAACAGCUCCUGAUUUUACAGGAUUCGAUAGAAGAUAUCCUGGCUGGGGAAGAUUACUGUGAUUUAUGCAACAGUUCCGACCCGUGCACAGAGAUACACAUGUGUUCACCUUGUACUUGCAGAAGCCAAAAAGUCUCAGAGAAGCUUAAAAAUACCUCAAGUGUAAGCGAUCAUACAAAGUACUGUUCUAUGGAAGACUUGCGAGAUGGUGACAUGCACUCAUCAGUCAAGUCACUAAAACAGAGAAAUCGUGGAGGACAUCAGAAACAAAACUCAAACGAUUCUGGAUACUGUUGUAUUUUCCAAGAUCUGGAAGUGACUAUUUGAAUAAUAUCUUGACUAAGCUACUUGAUUACUCGGAGUACAUGCUAUGUUGAGUACCUUACUUAGACACUAAUUACUCAGAUUUCUGUUGUAUCAAGUACCGAAAUGAAAUGUUUUUUCUCUGUUCAUAACGAGUGUUUAUUUAUUUUGUUUUUACUUUUCAAAUGUUGUCGUUGAGAAAUAAAAGUAUAUAGAAAAAUC